AUGUCGACGUCGUCGUCGUCAAAAGUGCCCUCCUCGUCCUCUAGGGCCAAGGACAAGGACAAGGAAAAGUCCAAGGUGCACAAGCUCUCCCUCAAGGGCAGCGCCCGCCUCGUCGCCGAGUUUUUUCAAUACUCCAUACACACCAUCCUCUUCCAACGAGGCGUCUACCCGGCCGAGGACUUCACCGCCGUCAAAAAGUACGGCCUCAACAUGCUUGUUUCCGCCGACGACCAGGUCAAGGCCUACAUCAAGAAAAUCAUGUCUCAGCUCGAUAAGUGGAUGGUCGGCGGCAAGAUCUCCAAGCUCGUCAUCGUCAUCAGCGACAAGGACACGGGCGAACACGUUGAGCGCUGGCAGUUCGAUGUUGGCCUAACCAUGGCCGUUUUGCCUCGCCAGGUUCAAAUCUCCCAACCGCCCCCGAAGUCUUCCAAGUCAUCCAAGUCUUCCUCGAGGCCGUCCGACGCGGACGAAAACUCCGGUCCCCAAUCACAAGGCGCCUCCUCAUCGGCUGCAUCCCAAGACAACAAGACCGAAGUCGAGAUCCAGGCCGAGAUUGCUGCCAUCUUCCGCCAGAUCACCGCAUCUGUCACCUUUCUCCCUCAGCUCAACGGUGACUGCACCUUCAACGUGCUCGUCUAUGCCGACGCGGACUCGGACGUCCCAGUCGAGUGGGGAGAUUCCGACGCAAAGGAGAUUGCCGGCGGCGAGCACGUCCAGCUGCGAGGCUUCAGCACUGCCAAUCACCGCGUCGAUACCAUCGUAAGCUACCGUUUGGGCGAUUGA
Molecule: messenger RNA, 783 nt
Organism: Drechmeria coniospora
Lineage: Eukaryota; Fungi; Ascomycota; Sordariomycetes; Hypocreales; Ophiocordycipitaceae
Product: mitotic spindle checkpoint component mad2
Exons: 6
Coding region: 1-783 (260 amino acids)
Biological process (GO): mitotic spindle assembly checkpoint signaling
Cellular component (GO): kinetochore; nucleoplasm; cytoplasm
Source: RefSeq, a predicted model, not a curated record